GCUGUGAGCCCUGCUGCAGAGAGUUGAGCAGAGAGCAUGGCUGACCUAGGAAACCAUGACAAGAAUGCAGUGAACUAUAAUGAUGUGCAUGUCAACAUCACUCAGGAAGAGUGGGCAUUGAUGAAUCCUUCACAGAGGAAUCUCUACAAAGAUGUGGUGCUGGAGACCUAUAUGAACCUCAUUGCUAUAAACUACAAUUGGGAAGAUGUUGAAGUUGAAGAACAUUGUCAAAGUUCUCAAAAACAUGGAAGGCAUGAAAGAAGUCAUACUGCAGAGAAAUCAUCUGAACACACUCAGUGUGGUCAAGCCUUUGUACAUCACAGUCAUCCUCCAAGGUAUAAAAGAACACAUACUGGAGGGCAACCCUAUGAAUGUAAUCAAUAUGGUAAAGCCUUUGCACACCCCACUCAUCUUCAAGUACAUAAAAGAACACAUACUGGAGAGAAACCCUAUGAAUGUAAUAAGUGUGGGAAAGCCUUUUCUUGUCAUAGUCAUCUUCAAGGGCAUGAAAGAACACACAUGGGAGCAAAACCCUAUGAAUGUAAUGAGUAUGGGAAAGCUUUUGCUCAUCAUAGUGAUCUUCAAAGGCACGAAAGAACACAUACUGGAGAAAAAACCCUAUCAAUGUGAUUGGUGUUGUAAAGCCUUUGCUCAUCACUAUAAUCUUCAAUUGCAUGAAAGAACACAUACUGGAGAGAAACCCUAUGAAUGUAAUCAGUGUGGUAAAGCUUUUGCUUAUCACAGACAUUUUCAGAGGCAUGAAAGAACAAAUACUGGAGUGAAACCAUACAAUUGUAAUCAGUGUUGUAAAGCCUUUGCUCAUCACAAUGCUUUUCAAUUUCAUGAAAGAACACAUAAUUGAGAGAAACCCUAUGAAUGUAAGCAGUGUGGUAAAGCCUUUGCACAGCCCUGUCAUCUUCAAGUAUAUAAAAACACAUACUGGAGAG
This is a messenger RNA of Peromyscus maniculatus bairdii (prairie deer mouse), 947 nucleotides long. NCBI's taxonomy places the organism in Eukaryota, Metazoa, Chordata, Mammalia, Rodentia, Cricetidae. The record is from RefSeq and is a predicted model, not a curated record.